Messenger RNA from Maylandia zebra (zebra mbuna), 1736 nucleotides. It is a transcript of the gene elob, whose product is annotated as elongin B. The record is from RefSeq and is a predicted model, not a curated record. Gene Ontology annotation, biological process: transcription elongation by RNA polymerase II. Gene Ontology annotation, cellular component: elongin complex; VCB complex. NCBI's taxonomy places the organism in Eukaryota, Metazoa, Chordata, Actinopteri, Cichliformes, Cichlidae. Gene Ontology annotation, molecular function: protein binding.
CCUUAAGGUGAGAGAGGGGUACACCCUGGUUGCCAGCCUAUCGCAUGAUAACACAGAGAGACGGACAACCAUUCAUACUUACAAUCUCACCUACAGCCAAUUUAGACUCGCCAGUUACCCGAUGCAUGUCUUCAGACUGUUGGAGUAAGAGGACCCAGACUGGAAAAAAACAAAACACUGCUGACUCCUGAGGGUCAAGACAGAAAACCAAACCUCAGCUGUUGUCAGGAUGUGUUUCUAAUGAUCCGACGUCACAAGACGACCAUCUUCACAGAUGCCAAAGAGUCAACCACCGUCUACGAACUGAAGCGCAUCGUGGAGGGCAUUUUAAAGAGGCCACCUGAAGAUCAGAGGCUUUAUAAGGAUGACGUGCUGCUUAAUGACAGUCAAACUCUUGGAAACUGCGGCUUCACAAAUCAGACAGCCCGGCCUCAGGCCCCGGCCACGGUGGGAUUAGCGUUUCGUCUGAGUGAUGAUUCCUUUGAGCAGCUGAGGAUUGAGCCCUUCUCCACUCCCCCUGAGCUCCCCGACGUCAUGAAGCCCCAGGAUUCAGGCAGCACAGCCAACGAGCAGGCUGUACAGUGAGCUCAGAGGCGGGGGAAACGAGAGGGACACACAGGGGGUCGAAGGGAGGGGUUGAAUUUUUGGGAAGUGAUCCCUCAGCGGGUGAAGUUUUGCCUUGCCGACGACCGAUCUUCAGCUGGGCGUAAACAAUUUCAAACGCGGAUUCCCCCUUGGUGUAAAUGUGAGGGUGCUUCAAAGUGGUUCAUUUUGUCCUGAAAUCGGCGAACGCAUGCUAGAUAAAUUGAUAAUUACACAAAAGACCCCACAGAGAUACCUGACGGACUUGUCACGACACUGUCAGUCAUCCACGGGGUUGGUAAAGGCUGAACAUGAAUAAUUGUACCUCGUAUUUAAUGAAUUCUAGUCUUUAUUUGGAGUAAGGCUGAUGCUGCCUUACUUGUGUUCUUUAAUUUGCUGGCUUCAGAGUGGGAUUUGACAAGGUGUCGCAUUUUUAGGUUUUUAUGUUUGUGUUUCUUUAUUAAAAUAUUACUAGGAUUAACUUUUUUGGGGGGUGGUUUGGAUAUGUGUUGCUGCAAUAGCUUGGAGUUUGUGAAUAUCUAAGUUACUGAGACUGAAUGACUCAUUUGAAUCUUCAGUACACGUCUUCAGGCAUAGCAGCAAUCAAAAUUCAAGUUGUGGCGAUUAUUCUUUACUUUUCCCUUCUUAACAUUGAUGGAGACCUCUUCACCUUUCCUCAGCAACAAUUGGUUGUAGCCUGUGACUUGCUUGACAGUCUGAAGUGAAGAGGUGACACGUCGUGGUUAAAUUAUGAGCUGUGCCUGGCUGCUUAUUUUGCCUCCCAUUUAUCCCGGAACCAUAGCUCAUUUAUGUCAUGCUGCAGUUUGUGCUGUAUUUUACACUGUUAAUACCAUAAUGCGUAUUAUUUUCAAAAAAUAAAAAUAAAAUUGUAUUAGAAAUAAACACUUCUGCACAUCAAAACUUCACAUUAUGGUGUAACACUGGGUCUCAUGAUCUAGAAACUUAAUAAUGAUUACAAAAAAAAAAAGUCUGUUAUUACAGGAAGAAGAUGUAAUGGCCUGGUGGGUGUGGGAAAAGACGCUGUUUAAUAUUACAUUUAAAAGCAUAUUUGAAGAUUGAGGCUGUUAAACAGUGGGAUGUGAUGAUCAAAGUUGCACUUGUAACUGGUUUAACAUUAAAAGAAUUGUUUUUCA